Penicillium riverlandense is the source of this 1266-nucleotide messenger RNA. Its product is annotated as ubiquitin-protein ligase RMD5. Gene Ontology annotation, molecular function: ubiquitin protein ligase activity; protein binding. Gene Ontology annotation, cellular component: nucleus; cytoplasm; GID complex. The record is from RefSeq and is a predicted model, not a curated record. NCBI's taxonomy places the organism in Eukaryota, Fungi, Ascomycota, Eurotiomycetes, Eurotiales, Aspergillaceae. The transcript has 4 exons. The annotation marks the transcript as partial. Gene Ontology annotation, biological process: proteasome-mediated ubiquitin-dependent protein catabolic process.
CCCUCGUCGACGCCGCACCGAGCUGCCCGAGCCGCCAUGGACCUGGUGCAGAAGGAGCACGAGCGGCUCUCCAAGAGGCUCAAGGCCUCGCAGAGCAUUAAGAAUGUUCAGUCCUCGAUCGACUUGCUGCAGUCCGCUCGAGAUGCCAUCGCUGCGGAUCCAACGCAAGCGUCGAUCACCCUCGCCAAACUCCAGAAUCCCGUCAAGACGUCAUUUGACUCGAUCAAUGAUAGCUUGAAGGAAACUCACAGUGGCCUGAAUAAGUACACCAGGUCUCUAGAUAAGCUUUUCAAAGACCGACCCCUCCCCAGCACCGAGCAUGAUGCUCUCUCCUCCCAAGAACAUUUAAUCAACCGCGCCAUUGCGAUGCACCUCCUUCGCGAGGGCCAGUUCUCCGUCGCGGCGACCUUUCUCUCCGAAAUCACCGAGAAGCGAGCGGCAGCGCAUGCACCGGAUGCCAAAGCCACGGACCACGCCAUCAACCUGCUCGAUGUCGACGAAGUCCCAUCCACCGAGAUCCGAAAGCAGUUCGCGGCGAUGUACUACAUCCUCCAGCAAAUGCAGGAGAACUACAACCUAUUACCAGCCAUCGAAUGGUCGAGAGAGAACCGCGAGGCGCUGGAAGCUCGCGGCAGUAACCUGGAAUUCGAAUUGUGUCGGCUGCAGUUUGUCUGGCUGUACCACGGCGCAUCGGACCAGCAGGUGACUGGGACAAGUGGCCGGCAGGCAGCCCUGGAAUACGCCCGGCGGGAGUUCCACUCCUUUGUGCCCCGCUAUCUCCGGGAGAUCCAGCAGCUGAUGGGCGCCAUGGCCUUUUGUUCCAACCUGCAGGGUUCGCCCUAUGGGUCUAUCUUCAACAAUCCGUCCGCGUGGGAGGAUGUCGCCCAUUCGUUUACGCGCGAGUUCUGCUCGCUGCUGGGAUUGUCCGCUGACUCGCCGCUGUAUAUCGCCGCCACCGCCGGCGCAAUUGCGCUGCCGACAUUGUUGAAGCUGCAGACGAUCAUGAAGGCCAAGCGGACGGAAUGGACGACCGAGAAUGAGCUUCCGGUCGAAAUCUCGCUUCCUCCCUCGUACCUUUUCCACUCCAUUUUCGUCUGCCCCGUCUCCAAGGAGCAAGCGACGGACCAGAAUCCGCCGAUGAUGAUGCCGUGCGGGCACGUCAUUGCUGAGGAGUCAUUGAAGCGGCUGAGCAAGGGCAAUAGGUUCAAAUGCCCAUACUGCCCGAACGAGAGCCAUUUUAAGGACGCUCGAAAGGUGUUCUUGUAA